Messenger RNA from Ananas comosus (pineapple), 1050 nucleotides. Its product is annotated as triacylglycerol lipase 2-like. The record is from RefSeq and is a predicted model, not a curated record. Bases 1 to 705 code for a protein of 234 amino acids. The transcript is spliced from 6 exons. Lineage: Eukaryota; Viridiplantae; Streptophyta; Magnoliopsida; Poales; Bromeliaceae.
AUGCACAACCGACAAGAAAGACUAGGAACUUUGAUGGCCCUCGCAUCAUUUUGCGAGCAUCGCCUACUAGACAUGAUACGGUCUGCCGCCCUGCUAUGUCCAAUCGCUUUUUUGGAUCAGAUUACAUCCAGCAUUGCUAGGGCUUCAGCUGAUGCCUUCGUUGGCGAAGUUUCUUACUGGCUUGGUCUUCAUGAGUUCAAUAUUAUUGGGAGAUCCGGAGACGAACUUCUUUUACAAGUGUGCAAUCAACCUGGUGUUAAUUGCUAUGAUCUGAUAACAUCUUUCACAGGUCGAAAUUGCUGCCUUAAUCCUUCCUCCGUGCGCGUCUUUCUCGACCACGAACCCCAACCUACUGCUAUGAAAAACAUGAUCCACAUGGCGCAGAUGAUACGGAGAGGGACGAUCGCGAAAUACGACUACGACAGCUACGAAGAGAACAUGAAACACUACGGGCAAGCGCAUCCUCCGGCCUACAACAUGUCAAACAUCCCGAACAACUUCCCGUUGUUCCUCAGCUAUGGCGGUCGGGACGCGCUUUCUGAUAGCAACGACGUCAGGCACCUACUGAAAAUGCUCAAGUGCCACCACAAGACCAAGUUGAAGGUUCGGUUCCUGCAAAACUACGCGCACGGCGAUUUCGUCAUGGCCGUCAACGCAAAGCAACUCGUCUACGAUCCGCUUAUUUCAUUCCUUAACCUUUUCUGAGAAGUGUAAUAUAUGUAGUUGUGCAAAAGAAACAAAGAAGAAAAAUUCAACAGCAAAGAUUACAAUUAUAGUCUCUACUAGAGCACAUUUGCACAUGUCAUGAUAAUCGUCUACAUGAAGCGGUUCGGCUGGAUGCGGAAGUUCUUCUGCGCAGUUAUAUAAGCUAAGAGGACGGGAUCGUCGGUGCGGUAACUAGUCGCGGUUUUGCGAAAUAGCUCGUCGCAGUAGACGGGGCACGAAGUAGUACAAGUCUCCGCGUUGUAGCAACUAAACAUCUUCCUCUUGAGCUUCUUUGCGUACUUGAUGAUCACAUUCCGUGCCAUAUACUAUUAUCCAAUGGUGAUA